AGCCUGAAAUAUACAAAAGCUUUUAGAAAGUCUCCCCACAGAAGAAUCCAAUUAAAUUCACAUAAUUAAUGCACACAUUUAGAUGAGCUGUAGAUAAAAUAGAGCUCUUUCUCCCUCUACCAAAAGACAGGAAAAGUCCGAUUUAAUACUCAUUCUUGUCUCCAUACCAGUAUUAUAAAGCAGUUUCACCAUAUUUCUUUUAAUCAGUAUAUGAGUAGGACUGUGGAAAGUAAAAGAUUUUAUUUAUAUUUUUAAAAAAAUGAUUAAGAAGUUCUGAUAAAAACUAUUUGGGAGGGGGAUGCUUGUGCACUGCUGACUUGGCUCUGGUUGUGAUUGCUUUGUGUAUGAGAUUGUUAGAACACCUCCAGCAUAUUCAGAGACAGCCUAAGUGACUGUGGAAUGCCUCAAGGGCAAUAGAAAUCAAAUAGAAAUAGGUACCAACUCAAGUCUUAAGUGAUGACGGAGGUGCAUUUCAAGUACCAUGGGAAUCUCACUGGGCGGGCCCAUUUCCCUACCCUGGCAACAGAGGUUGACACUACUUCAGAGAAGUAUUCCAACCUGUAUAUGUAUGUGGGCUUAUUCCUGAGCCUCCUGGCCAUUCUCCUCAUCCUGCUCUUCACAAUGCUCCUUCGGCUCAAACAUGUCAUCUCACCCAUCACCUCCGAGAGCACAGAAAGCGUUCCUCAAUUUACAGACGUAGAGAUGCAGAGUCGAAUCCCCACUCCUUAAAGUCAGGAAGAAAGUGAGCUUUAAAGGAUCUCAGUGAACCCUUGUAUGUUGAUGUCCAGGAAAGCUGACUUUGUUGCAUGUAGCUUCCCAUGUAGGGAAUCAACAAGUUGUUCACUUAACAAGUUGUUCAUGUUUUCUCUGUUAUUCUUUAUCUUGACUCUGCUUGUGGGAUAUCUAAGAGGUUUGACUCAUUCCUUGCCAGGAAUAUAGGAAAUGGCAGCUGGUUGGGAGGGAGGUUUCCAUGGUAACCAAAGAGCGCCUGGGCCUUGAGCAAACCUCAGACUGCAGAAAUUCACAUGCAGCUGUUGUAAAAAACACAUGACCCUGGAGGCUCCAAGAACAAGGAAAAUUUGCCUUUGAAAGGGCUAAUUGUUCAAAGAGGGUAUCCCAAGAAAGGAACAAGUUUUAAUUUAGCAGUUGGACCCUAAAGAAUCACCUCUGCUUACAUGAAGUUAAAUCAUGUUGGAGGUUAAUGGAAGGGACCACAAGCCCUUUCCCAAAGGAGCAGUGAUUUUAUCAUCUGUGGCCAUCGGGUUUGUCCCAAAUGAAAGAAGAGUUCUUAAAAGAAACUGUUUCAAUUUAAAGAGCAAGUUUACAAAAAGAAGUUUCUAGUCAACAAACUCAUCUAGAGAGGGAAAAUGUGCAUUUUAUAUCUGUGUUAUUACUAUUACUGGACUUUUAAAAACUCAGAUAAUGGCCGAUGUAUUACAAAAAUCUGGAACAAUGAGCUCCCCCCGGACCAAGGGAAAAUUAAGUCAAAAUGUGCUUAUGAUAAUGAACCUUAUAUUAUACGUGCAGCUUCUUUGCCUUUUUCUCCUUACCCAUCAUGCUCCAGGAUUGAGUUGCACUCAAAUAUAAGCUUUGUUUAAAGAUGGCCUCGGCAGGGCUUACCUGGUGGUGCAGUGGUUGAGAGUCCGCCUGCCGAUGCAGGGGACACGGGUUCGUGCCCCAGUCCGGGAAGAUCCCACAUGCCG
Aethalodelphis obliquidens (Pacific white-sided dolphin) is the source of this 1703-nucleotide messenger RNA. RefSeq names its product serine rich and transmembrane domain containing 2 (gene SERTM2). NCBI's taxonomy places the organism in Eukaryota, Metazoa, Chordata, Mammalia, Artiodactyla, Delphinidae. The coding region runs from base 457 to 729 and encodes 90 amino acids. Gene Ontology annotation, cellular component: intracellular membrane-bounded organelle. The record is from RefSeq and is a predicted model, not a curated record. The transcript has a single exon.